Molecule: messenger RNA, 1654 nt
Organism: Salvelinus fontinalis (brook trout)
Lineage: Eukaryota; Metazoa; Chordata; Actinopteri; Salmoniformes; Salmonidae
Product: pyrin-like
Exons: 2
Coding region: 93-1436 (447 amino acids)
Molecular function (GO): protein binding
Source: RefSeq, a predicted model, not a curated record
GCCAGGUACUGGAUAUAAAGUAAUCCUCUUUCAAGUGAAGUGAAAGAAGAGAGCCAACUGAGACACUACUAGAGGCAAACACAUAAUCAGCCAUGUCACCAAACAACAAUAGGAUAGGGAGGGCCCUGAAUGCCAGCCUGUUGUACCUGCUGUUAUCUGUGCGCCUGACAUGCACCGCUACUCUGGACGAAUUCGAAGAAGAUAUUGACAUCGAUGAUGAGGAGGAAGACCUGGAGUAUGAGUACAGCAGGAAUCAAGACAGACACACCUGUGGAAGCGGCCAAACGGGUCAGUAUCCAUUCUGCAAGGACAAGAACCACUAUGUCCACACAAGGGAUGAGUGUGGAGAGAUAGACGUAAAACAAGUGAGGGUGGAAAUGCAGCUGAUGAUCCAGGACCGACAUGAGAAGGUAAAGGAGAUCGCACACGCUGCAAAACUCAGUGAGAAAAAUGUGGAGAGGGAGAAAGAGGACACAGUGCUGUUUCUGACUGAAAUAGCAAGGCUCGUUGAGAAGACCUACAUAAAAGUAAUUGAGGAGAUUGAGAAGAACCAGGAAGCAGCAGCAACCCGGGCUGUAGAGCACAUUCUAAAGAUAUCACAGGAAAUCUCUAAGCUACAGAAGAGAAACAAUGAGCUGGAGCAGCUCUCCCACACUGAAGACCACCUCCACCUUCUCCAGAUGUUCCCAUCCCUGUGUACCCCACCGGCUACCAUCGACUGGUCUGAGGUCAGCGUUCACAGUGAUCCCGGUGUUGGACCUAUGAGGAGAGCUGUGAACAAGCUGAGGGAAGCACUCGAUAGUGAAGAGAACAGGCUGUCUGCUGCUGAGUUGGGAAGGAUCAAGAAGUGUGCAGUGAAUGUGACUCUGGACCCUGAUACAGCACAUCCCUACCUCAUCGUCUCUGAAGACGGGAAACAAGUGAGAGUUGGAGAUCUCCGGCAAAAUGUCACAGACAGCCCUCAAAGGUUUGAUUUGGUUGUUAAUGUCCUAGGAAAGGAGGGUUUCUCCUCAGGGAGAUUCUACUAUGAGGUGCAGGUGGAAGGAAAGACUGACUGGGCUUUAGGAGUGGCAGCAGAAUCCAUCAACAGGAAUGGAAUGACUAUUCUGGACCCUGACAAUGGAUACCUGGCUCUAUGGAUGAGGGGUGAGAAUGAGUAUAUAGCUCUUGAUAAGCUUCCUGUCCUCCUCUCUCUUAAUCAGACGCCCCAGAAGAUAGGGAUUUAUAUUGAUUAUGAACAGGGUCAGGUCUCCUUUUAUGAUGUGGACAACAGGUCUCAUAUCUAUUCUUUCUCCAAUUACGCUUUAAAACCUGCUAAACUUUAUCCAUUCUUCAGCACCGGCACUGACAAUGACGGUAAAAACUCUGCCCCAUUGGUCAUUACCCAAGUCAAUCAGAAACUAAGUAUUCACUUCCCAACUUUUGACAAAGCCUAAAAGUGGAUAACAGGGAAUGUUCUUUCAUAUAUAAAUGUUCAAGGAAACACUAUGUUACAUCAAAUCAUACAUUUGGUUUCUUUUUUGUUGUUGUAAGUUUCAAAUGUUUUCAUUUUUCUGCAGUUAUCUCCAUUUUGUCUAAAUUAAAGGUGAUGAAUGGCAUUAACUGAUGGUCUGUAUUAUAUAAAUCAAGUGUAUCUGGAGAAAUAAAAGGAACC